Molecule: messenger RNA, 22577 nt
Organism: Porites lobata
Lineage: Eukaryota; Metazoa; Cnidaria; Anthozoa; Scleractinia; Poritidae
Source: the annotation of a GenBank genome assembly
CCGCAAGUAAUUUUCAACCAAUCAGCUUCCUUUUCGGUACCUCAUAAAAUUUCUGGACAUAAUGGCCAAGAAAUCUCCAGAAGUCACUCGGACAGUAAUGUGGAAAGGCAAGAGACUAAGCAUUCUUUUACUGAUGGCGAUUUUGGGGAAACGAACUCAUCGACGGUAGUUAAAGGAAAUGAACAAGUUUUGGAAUCACAAAGGCCCCCUUCAUCUCAAUUCUCUUCGCUUGAUAUCUCUUAUUGGGACAAUAAAAGACAUUCUUCUAAAAUCGACACAGAUGUAUUAAAUCUCUCGCAGCCUCGAAAUUCUACAACAAGUCUUCAAAGUAACUCAUUGAUUGCUAUCACAAAAGUUAGGAACGCUGAAGAUACCUCCACGCCUUCAAAAUCGAAGAGACGUUCAAAGAACAAACUACAAAGUGAAGUGAAACUUUUGUCUGAGAAGUCAAGUUCACUUUCAAAUGAUCAUGACUUCAAAAGUAAGCAUGUUAACGACGUGACAAAAACAUUCAAUAAAUCUCGUAAAAAGAAGCGAAGAAAAUAUAUUUCGUGGAUAAACUCUGCCAAACAUCACCGGCGCAAAAGGAGUCAUCGCAGAAUUUCUGGACGGAAGUUGGUGGAUUUUAAUAAAGUAAAAACAAAGGAAAGCGAAAGAAUCAGGAAUAAAAGGUCUGUAUAUCCUUUAGGAAUUUAUCCACAAUUUCGUGGCGCUGGUAAUGAAAGAGUUUUGUUAAGAUUUAAACGUAAAGCUCUUCUUGAAGAUGGGCAAGAAGAACUGCCGCGCAACCGUAAAAAACGCAAAAGGAAGAGGCGAGAGAAAGCCUCGCAAAGGCAAGUUAAACGGCGAAGCCUUCCGAGGCAAAACGUACCCAAUGUUGAGAUUAGUGGACUUAAAAAAGGUUACUCGCAAAGUUUACUGUGGAGGAAAUCAGCUUUUGGAAGAGGUAUCAAUGGUUUUGGAGCAACUACUGCAGCCGUAAAUCCUCAAGUGAAAUACGAUGGGCAAAUAACUCCCGGGCAAUCUGUGUAUGUAGUUCCGAAUUCAUACAAAGUUAUUUUAAGGCCAGACCAAUAUGUUCAGAGGAAACGCCUACCUGUCAUGAAUUUCGCACAAAGUAACGCCCUAGUGGCGCAAAAUGGGCAAGUUCCGGUAUUUCCCUACGGCGCCAAAAACUCAGCGAUGAAAUCAGUCAGGCCUGGGAAGUUUCAACGUAUAAGCAGUGUUGAGCAGCCACAGUUUGAACAGCUGGCGAAAUAUCAUUACGCAACCAGGCAGCCUCAACGCCCAUUAAACAACAAUGUUGUUAGCAGGAAACAGGUUACACAGCGCCCGUUUUAUGUUUUUGCGCCUCAUUUUAGCAACUCACAAAUAGCUUUGCCGGAUAGAAAUCGGCAAAUCGGGCGCGUUACGCAACCCUGGUCUGUUAAGCCACAGUUUUAUGGCUCUCAACAAGGAACGAGGAUGCCGGAGAUUAAAAGUCACCUGCCUCAAGCAAAUGACUUGCUAAAGGGAUCACUUGGACCACAAGGACUAAUUAUGUACUUAAAUUUUGAAGAUGUUGAACAGGGAAAGUCGCCAUUUGCUUCUUUUUAUGGAAACCUUGCAGAUGCAGGAAAGCGAACCGAAAUUUCGAGAUCGUUUGGAUCAUGUGGAAAAGUUGCGAGAAUAAACAAUGGAAGCGAAAUUCUCUUGAACGGAAGACAGAUCAAGGUAAUGCACUUUAUUUUUUUCUUUGAAUGAUUUAAUCUCCUCUUUCCUUGGUUUUUAGCCACAAAGUCCCCAUUUGAAGCAGAAACUUCUUUUAGGCAAAUUGCAACUGAGCUGUCUGAAAGAAGUGAAAUGGCGAGUUUCGAUUCUGGAAUGUUCUCUUACCGCUUUACAUACUAAAGACUUAAAAUUCUCGGGGAGGAAUACAGGUCAUUUCGUUUAAGGUACGGUAAAUGGUCCAACUUGUUUUGCAGCAUUGUCGCAAAAUGAUUUGAGAAGCGAUGUUGCGCGCACCCACGUUCAAACCUGUCUUCCAAAAAAUUUCUUUUGCAGAUUGCGAAAAGUUCUUUAAGAAAGCAGAGAGCAGUACAGUCCUUUUUGCAGCAAACUUUGCACAUGUUUGCGUUUAACCAGGCUAAGGCAAACUUGUUUUGCAGCAAUUGACGUAACUCCCGUGUAUGGUCGGACUCUCGUGUAAUGUUAUAUAAUCAGAAGUCAGUAUUCACGCAAGUUGUAACAACCUGAUAGUUGCUAGACAGGGUUGAACGUGAGUGGUAAAAUCCUCAACGUGGCUUUUCAACUAAAAUCCCUGCCCUCCUCACAUGGGAUACAUCUUCGAGUUUUAGCGAAGGGACAAAGAGAGUUAACGAAUAUAAUUAGGAGACCGAAAGCUGGUUGUAAACAAAAUCUCGUCUGUCCAAAUAUCAGUUUAUACCGUUUUACAGUCGUAGAAAGGGCAAUUUUUUUGUACAAAAGCUCUGUCGAUAUAUGGGGGUCAUUUUCCAUACAUUUUACUCCGGGAGUCAAGUCUGGGGUCGCCGGAGGGCCAAGCUGACCCGCUGGCCACUUAAACACGCUGACUGUCGCAGUAGGAGACAUAAAAACUGUAUCUUCACUUUUAAAAUAUUUUCGUGCUCGUUAAAUUGACAUUUCUCCAAGUGAGACGCAAAUGUUAACGUUGAGUUAGGGGAGGGGUAGGUGGGCUGUUUCUCAGAAACCUAAAUAUUGAUCCGACAUUGAAGCAAAGUAGGAUAUUUUGGGGUGUUAAGUAAAUAAUGGUCUAUUAAAUUUAUUAGCUGCCAAAUUCGAAGUGCAAAAAUUUUUCCCUACCUUCUCGUAGGAUUUUCUCUGUUUUAAACUUCCCACCAUGAGUGAAACAGGCAAUAUCUCUCCCGUAAACGGAGCUAUUGGAAAGUAUGUUUUAGUGUUGUGUUUUUAUACUUCGCCUUACUCUUCAGGUAAAACCACGCCAGGCCAUAAGCAUUGCAGCGUGGAUCAAGCUUGAUACCAACAAAGGACUUCACUCAAUAUUCGACACAGUUGGUGGCCACUCUCUCCAUCAAAAGGGACAGUAUCAUUUUGAAAUACAAGAUGGUAGUGUUCGGUGGUUCCAUAGAAACGAAUCAGACAACACGAUCUUCAGUGUUGAGACAGGUAGGCUUAGUAGGAAGGAACUUGUUUGAAAAAGGAAUAUUAGGCUGGUAGAGUAUUGCUAUGAAGUGCUUUGAUAGUGUUUCACAGACGUCUAGACGCCUUUUCUGCCACGUCUUAAAACAGAGUUGCUUGAAACUACGAGAGAGGUCUUUCUCGUUGUGAUUAUCGUUUUGUACCUCGCCUCUACUUGGUGUCGAAACAAAGGUGUUCAACACAACACAAGUAUGUUACAUCCAUCGCCCUCCUUACUCGUUAACGUACUGAUGUAUGUCCGUUAAGACUUGAUAAAUACCGUUUUCGCGGGGUCGCAAAUCAGGCGAAAGACUUCUCACAUUUUACGUGUCGCUCGUGUUUCACUGGACAAAUUCAAAUAGAAACGGAUUUGAGCUUCUCCGUUAUCUCCAGAAAUUCAAAUCCUUAGCUUGUUAGGCUAAAAACGUUUUCGGCUUUCGAUAAGGGGAUAAGGUGAGAUUAUCUCAUUUUCUCUUGUUUAAAACAAACGUGAAACCACUGUAAAUAUUUAACAAGGUCCCUUCUUUGAUAGGCUAACCUGACGGCUGGUAUUUGAUCAUUGAGGAGUCGCUUUCAAUUUUUCUAAUUUUUCUUUCCUGCAGAUCCAAUAAUCCCAGCAAAAGUAUGGAAUCAUGUGGCUGGAACGUACGAUGCACUUACUGGCAUAGCUAAAGUUUUCGUAAACGGUCGACUGAAGGCAGAGACUGCUGGGAAGGGUGUUCUGUCUCAGGAUUGGGAUGCGCAUGCAGGAAUAGGGAAGCACAAAGGUUCUAGAUUUCUCCAGGGGGAUGUGGACGAGUUCAGGAUUUAUAAUAAGGCUUUGACGCAAGAGGAAAUUCAGAAUCUUACAAAGAUGUGCAGUUUUGAAAGAGGUAAGUGAUUUUUCAGUUUUCUUGUCACUCUGAAUCAAAACGUGACUUAACCUACUGAAAAUUGUUUUGAACGACGACAUUUUACAAAAUAAAACAACAAAAAAAUAGAUUACUUCUCUAAUAAUACCAAAAGGAAAUUCAGAAUCUUCCAAAGAUGUGCAGUUUUGAAAGAGGUACGUGAUUUUGUCCGAAAAGCCGGGUGCCCAUCCAAAUAUAUUCCUAGAUAAAAUGUAACCAUUUUUUUUUUCAGUUUUCUUGUAACUCUGAAUCAAAACGUGACCUGUGGAAAAUUGUACUGAACGAACACAUUUUACAAAAUAAGACAACAACAACUAAAAAACAGAUUACUUCUCUAAUAACACCUCUGAAUGCAGUCCUCCCUUUUAUGUAAAUCCUUCUUGGACACAUUACUUUUCCAAAAAUGAUUAUGAGAUCAGAAUCGCUGCAUUCUCACGCAGCAUUUUACAGAUCGUCGAGCUUUUGCCUCACUACUUAUGGAAAUUUCUCAUUUGUAAUUUUCUGGAAAGCAUCUUACUCAGUAAAAUGUUAGUUCGAAUACCACGUGGCUGUUCUUCUCCAGUUUAGUCUGUUUCAUCAUCUCCUUCAUUGUGCUUAAUAAUGUUGAUACUAAUGAUGAUGGUGAUGAUCACGACGGUCUUGAUAAGGCCAUGAUCUUCAUCUCUCCUCUUUUCUUGCUCCGUAUUUUAUCUGUGUAUUUUUGCUUUACUUUUCUUCCCUUUUCCUCCUACUUAACUUGAUGUUUUCUUCUUUUAAGCAUGUGGCGGUUUCUUCUACAGUCCGACAGGGGUGAUCGAGUCACCAGAAUGGCCUCACCACUACAAAGGGAAAUCCCUUUGUACGUGGCAUGUUGUCGUUGAUUCCAGCGAGAAAAUUGCGCUUCGUUUCAACACCUUCGCUUUGGAGGAGGAUAACACCUGUAGCAAGGCUAAGCUAGUUGUCAGAGACGGGAACAGUGAAAAUGCAAACGUGCUUGGAGUUUACUGUGGGAAUAGGCGUCCUCCAGAGCUGACUUCAACUGGAAAUCACUUGUGGCUUCAGUUUACCAGUACGGAAGGGGCGGAAGGAAAAGGCUUUCUUCUUCAUUACGACAUAGGUAAUAAAAAACUACUAAACCCUUUACAGUAAAUGAUUAACGGUAACACAGUGAUAAAAAAAAGGGUGAUUGAAAAUGAGGUUAUAUGGACUUAGGAAGGUGCCGGCUAAGGGCUGUCUCUUUCGUGCUCGGUCUAAACCCUCGGUGGGGCUGAGAGGCAUGUUGUUGUUGGAGGGGGCGUAUAGAGGAUAAACAGUGUAUUUACAUUCAGCUGCUCAGCAUCUUAAGAAUAUGAUACGAACUUGCAGGCUGACCGGCUACCGUGAUAACUUAGUCGUUCACUUCCCAAUAAGACUCAUUUGUUUUGAAGGUUUAAUUCCAUCUUUGUAACUGGUUAAACCGUCAUUUCGCUUUGAAAUGGGCUAACGAUCUUUUAUCUUUUCUCAGCAUCAUUUCGCCAAACGAAAAAGACCGAGAGGCCACCAACACCCUUUGAUGGCACACAGCGAUGCGCUGUUACAAAGCCCGAGUAUAACGUGACCCUGGUAGGAGGUAUCAAAUCCGGGAUUUUUUCUGAGGCCAGGCACGUGCACGACCUGGACCUAUGCACGAGGCACUGUUGUUUAAGAGAAUUCUGUGACCUUGCCUUCAUGAUCAGGGAUACUUGCUAUCUGGUCAAAUGCGCCAAUCAGUUGCUUUGUAAGACCAAGAAGGCGAGGCCGUCAAGUAUGAAUCCCAGGAUUAGUUUUGUAUCUCAUUUGUCAGCGGUGACUCCAGAACCUGGUGAGUAGAGUCGUUGAGUACAAUGAGGGACAAAAGUUGUUAAGACACUGGCAUGUAAUGAACCUUUAUUGCGAAGUAGGCAUACCUAUCUCCCUCCCCCUCUGUACCCCUACCCCCUUCCCCCCAAACCAAUGUUGUAUUUUAAACACACAAGUCUUUCUUCAACUAAAAACAAAAUUGAUUCGGGGGAGGGGGGUAUUUAAGGCGUUUUAACAGAAUUAUAUGAUUUGAAAAAUUGUUGGUUAAAGCGCGCGUUUUAGACAAAUGUGUCAAUUACUUUUGUCUCUUAUUGCUAAAAGUGAUGUUGUUGCCCUUUAAAAUGCACACUAUACCAUUUAGUGAUAGAAGCAAUUUACUGGUACACAAUCGUGUAAAUCUUUUAACACGAUUGAGUUGAUAUUUGUGUUUAUUGACGAUGCACCACACUCGCAUCAUUCUCCAGCCUUGAAUAUAACAUUCUCUAGUAUCGAUAGUUGUGUCUUGAAUUAGCUGUUCUAUCAAAGACAAUAAUUAUUUGCGCAGUCAUUAAAUGUUGAGGGAAUAAGUUGGAGUUUUUUGUUUUCUUGUUGUUGUUUUCCCAUGGUAUACAAACGCAAUUAUUCUGUACGUCGAGACCUUAAUUUAUUAACUGCUUGGGUUAUUAAUUCUUCCUCUUGUUCCCUUUCACAAGGUCUUUCCGUAGACGAAAGCGCUUACAGUAAAGCUGCUGCCCAAAGCACAACAACGCCAUCACCUCUAGAGCUUUCGGCAGACGGAAGUGCAUACAGUAAAACAGGAACACAAAGUUCGGGGACAUCUUCGACUCCAGAGGUUUCCGCCGAUGGGAGCGCCUACAGCAAAGCUUCAGGAACACAAAGUGCAGCAGGAUCUACCAUUUUUGACCUCUCCGCCAGCGGAAGCGCCUACAGCAAGCCAAUUGUAGCAAAUGAUAAUACAUUAACAGCCUCUCCACCCAGCGCUGAACCGGACUGCCACCACACGGCGGUGAGCUACAACGUCACACUGGUUGCGGGUAUAAACGCGGGAAAAUUCAGUACUUAUGGCAGCGCGCGCAACAUGGACGAGUGCAUACGUCAUUGUUGUCACGACGACACGUGUGACGUGUCUUUCAUGAUUCAGGGAAAUUGCUACGCAGUGGAGUGCGCUGAUACCGAAGGCUGCCAGAUCAAGAGAGCAAAACCUUCCUCUUACAACCCCACAGUGGCGUACGUAUACCGCGGAGGUGGAAGACCGAUUGGUGGUAAGUAACGAUUUGCAACAGUCCCAAAUACAGCUUGAAAAAAUGGCGUGCGUAUUAUUAAUUUUUGCGCGUUAUUAUAUUUAAGAGAAUUGUGCUAUAAAACUUGGGAUUCUUCUAGAUGUUUUGCUAUUUAGGUUCGACUGUUGUUUUGCUAGCCGCUUUCUUUAAAAUCACUCCUUUUAUAUAUAUCUGUUACUGGGAAUCGUUUAAGGAAAGCUUCUGUCCUCUUUAGGGCUGUAAAUUUUAACCUCUCAUUUCGAGUCACAAGUAAAAAUUGUCGCGUGAUUUCUAUUCAGUUACUGGUCGAUAACUAGUUGAUUACUAGUCGAUUACUAUUCACCUCCUGCUUAUUCACUUUUAUGCAGACCCCUUACCAGGCGCCGAAAAGCCCAGCCUUGACGCAUGCUCCAAGUUGACUGUCAGCAACACCAUACAUAACGUGACGCUACGAGGGGGUAUCAAGGCGGGAAAUUUCACCGAUAAGGGCGUGGUCAAGAACAUGGAGGAAUGUUCCGCUUUUUGCUGCGCAGAUGAGCAAUGUAAUGUGGCGUUCCUCAUUCGAGACAAUUGCUUCCUUGUGGCAUGUAAAGACUAUGAUUCAUGUAAGAUGAAGCCAGCCUUGUCUGAGUAUUAUCGCCCGCGAAUGGCGUAUGUAAAUUGGAGUCCUCCUGACGACGAAAUCCCAGGUACGUUUUUUCAAGGAUAUGUCUGGCUUAUCUGUACCGACGAGCAGCGACACAAUUUCCUCUGACAUAAGGCGUAUAGGGGAAAAAAGGAGAACACUGAGUCCUCUCAGUCACGCUAUUUGCUAUCUUUUUGAAAAACUAAACAUUUUGUUUUGCAUCAUUUGAUUUCAAAGAAAAUGGUCCAGUUUUGUUAUUUAGAACAAUUUUUUUGCUUUGAAAAUGUUUUAUGUCGUCUGUUGCAACGGAUGGCAAGGAUGGAUAUGGAUUGAAACCCAACUUUUUCAGGUUUUUAUGCUAUUCCCGCAAACUCGCUCAAAAAAUUAUGAUGGUUAGUGUUCCCUGGUGAAAUUCGUGUGAUAACUACUUCAUAGCUCUACAGGAGCAUUUUGUGUAUGGGUAAUGGCACUUAAAGUAUUGACUUGAGCACAGAAUUGACCUAAAGCAGCAAUAUCAUCACGUAGCAUAGUACCUUUAAGGCGCAAUCAAUUUACCCGUUUACCAAUUUACAAUUUACCCGUCAACAGCACAGGCCUUCUUAUAGAACUAAAUGUGAUCUUGCAUGCUUCCCUGAUUUACAGGGCCGUCCAAAUUAGUUUACGAAGCAUGGCCACGCAAUUCACGCACUUAACGCAACAAAGUUUUUUGAUUAAGAAUCACGCACAGGUCCAAUCGUCAUGCAAAUGACAUGAUACAAAACUGAAAAGACCACAAACAAUACCCAAACCACGUGAUUUUAAAUCUUAUUGCUACAAUUUACCAAUGGUUUGUCCCGUUAUUUCAUUUUAGCAAACCGCUGGUACGCGUCUCUCGGCUGCUGGAAAGAUACCGAAUCAUCUUCAGUUUCUUCAUUGGAGGGUUCAGAUUCUCUUUUGCAAGGAUCCUACCUUAAACGAGAUAAACCCAUCGAUACGUGCGCUCAAGUGGCUCGGAAACAUGAGUACAAAGGUAUAAACCACCACAUAACGCAAUUCAAAUAAGGGUAAUCAACAUGUUAAUAUAUCAACGGCUUGAGUGCGUUGCAACCGUGAGUUUACAGUGCGUAAAUCUUGCGGGCCUGAAUUAUCUGAGGAACGAUGCCGGCGUGCGUUUUGAACCUGGAAGGUGCAAUCAUGCCGGAAUUUUUAACGGUGAGAGGACAUUAAAGAUGCAAAGGAUAGCUCCUUGCUCUCUAGUUUGGGGUAUUGGUUUGGAGCUUAUCACUCUUUCCAGUAAAUUAAAACCAAACCUUAACAGCCGAAUCAGCAAAUUAUCGGUCUAACAGGAGGAACUAUUGAGUAUGGACAAUUGAUAAUGAACGUUGUUGUCAUUUGAUGAUUAGAUAGUUAGCUAGGUUACAGAAUAUUGCCUCGUAUCAUAGCUACGGAAGAAAAAGUUCAGUGCUCUUUGAUAAUGCGUUCGCGAUAUUUCAAAGUAUUGUGUUAAGAUAAACAUCAUGAUUGAAUAAUAAAUAAAAAGCUGGGCAACAGCUUCUUAACAACCAGCCCUGCAUCAAAUGGUGAAGCUAAAACUAUUGGGUCUGGUACAAGCAAGGGACUGUGGAGAUUGAGGUUGCGCAUGAAAGACUUGGCACCAAGAAAUAAUUUACUUUUUCUAUAAUUGUUUGCACGUGUGUUUUUGAGGGAGGAGGAAGGAGCAUUGCUGCUCAAGCAUGUUGAGCAUGUUCCAUGAAAGCAGACUUGCUGCCAUCGCACUCGUUUUCCAAAAGUCGCGCAUUCCCCUCGAAACGCGAUCCCUUCAUCUCUUACCCGUAAUAGGACUGUCAUGAUUCCUAUCUCGUACGAAAUAAUAUUUAAAUUUUCAGACUGGCAUUUCAUGAUCACGAUGAUUUCUAACUUUAGUUUGUAACGCUUUUACAAUGAUAUCAGCAAACAAUGAUAUCAGCAAAGGCUCUCCUUUUUGUUUCCAGUUUUUGCGAUACAGAAUGGCGGAGCUUGCCUAGGUGAUCCGGCGGCGGAACAUAUGUUUAACCAGUACGGUGAAUCUUCAGCCUGUAAGGAGGGCAAAGGAGGACCGUUCGUCAACGAUGUCUACCGCCUCACAGAUUCUGGUGCGUGUCAUAUUGAUCAUUAAGAAUGAGUUCACUUUGUCUCUCUGUAACUUAAAAUGAGCAGUCAGUACCAGUGAUGUGAUGCUGAUUCUGCCCCUGCUGUGAAGCCAGCGUCCCAUCCACGAGUAUUUUAGGUCCCCGUCAACGAUGAGUCUCUCAUCCAAUAUUUAGCCUGCGCGAAAUCUCCCCAUUUGUUUCUAGCGACGAGCGAAGCGAGCCACGAAGAACGGACGAGAAAACGUGGUGACCGCGCGUGGCGCCCAACCAGUGGUCCUUGCUCUCGAGUCUUCUUUCGAAUGCCAGUCGCGGGUGACUUUUUGAGAUACAUCCCAAAUAGAGAACUUGUUCACCGGCUACCCAACUUGAGAACUUGAAUGGAUAACGGCAAACUGUUACUGGGUUUGACCCUCUGAUGGUCUAAAGUUUCCGACCAAGAGUACAACUCUCUUAAGUUUUCUAUGGUACAUAAGCAAGCUCCGUCCUUUUUGGGUCACUUUGUGCCCGGCUUAUACUUAAAUAAAUAAAAAAAUAAAUAGAUGAAUGCUCAUAUAUCCUCUCCCCUUUUCCGGGUUAAUGAACCAAUAAUUCAAACAUGAUAUGGUUAAGAAUCCCAACUGGUAGGAGGCGAACCAGUUGGCUAUUUGCAAGCGUGGCCGAGGAUUUGAACUCAGGACUACCGAGAACCAACCCGGGGUCUCCAGAUUAAAAGUCCAGCGUUCUAACCGUUCCGUCACGCUGCCACCGAGUCGCGGAUCAUUAUAAGUUUCUGGGAAACUGCCCACCUACCCCUCCCCUAAGCCAACAUUUUGCCCUAAGUGAAAAUUAAGUGUUAAAGUUGGCUUGAUCUUACCUAGACCACGCCCGCUCGCGUUUCGCUCGCUCUACUAUCCUUGAGGAAAAAUGGGGGACUACUCGUAGUCUAGAUCUUACCUAAAGUCCCAGUUUGUUUUUCGUCAGGUUCCUACGUUUCUCUUGGUUGUUGGAAUGACUCCGGGAGUCAUGCUCUUACACUUCUGGAACACUCUGAUCCCCGAUUGAAUGACUUUUAUCAAACUCGAAUCGAUCCACUACAAAAGUGCGGACGAGUGGCACGCAAACGAGGCUACACCGUCUUUGCCGUUCAGCGUGGAGGGAUGUGCUUUAGUGGACCACUUGCGGAAAUUCAUUAUCGGAAAUUUGGAAUGUCAAGAAGAUGCCAUGAUGGAUUGGGAGGAUCCUAUGCUAACAGUGUAUACAGGCUGAUAGGUAAAAGGCGUUGAUUGUACACUUGUGCUAAAGAUGUUCAUACUGUUGCACCAAUCAGUUCAUCCUUAAAGUAAUGAUUCGCAACAACGUUUAAAGGGGGUGUUUAGAUGACACCGGGGUGACUUUUGCGCCAGUGCAAGUUCACUCCGGUUCCCUCUCGUGGCUCUGUAUUUGUUCGCAUGAUACCACCACAAAAUGUUAAUAUGCCGGUACGAGUCACACUGGGGUGAGUUCACCCCGGUUGUUGUACCAGAGCGAGAAUUUCACUCCGAUACAAAAUUUCGCAACGGUGUCAUGUUAACGCGAAACGGCCACUCUUUUUGGUGUAAUGGCGUAUGCGUAAUUGACUCGCACGUGUAUUUGAUCAACAUUAAGUGAAUUUUCAUGUAAACGCGAUAUGAAAUGACCCAGUCAUCAUGUAAAGCCGAUACGAAAUCAAGAAGUCAUUCCGGUAUGAAACUCGCACCAAUGCGAGUUUUCUCAUGUAAACACCUCCUUUCUUUGUCCUUGGGACUUUAAGAUCCAACGACACGACGGCAACAAGAACGUCUAAAAAACAGCAGGUUUAAUUGCAAAACAACAACUUCGAACGUUCAUCACACUUUUUUGUACAUUUCUUUGCCGUUUUUGCACGACUACGACGUAAACAAGCAACGACCGAAUUUAUUUCCCAUCCUGAACUUGGAUAGAAAGAACGCAAAUUCACUUUUUAAACAACGUUCUCGUUGCCGUCGCGUCGUGGGAUCUUAAAGUCCCUGUUUUUGCGACAAGAACGUAUGAAGGGCAAAAUAUUUUUCCGCUCACUAUCUACCUUUUUUGCUGUAUAUAUUGAAAGUUUUUCUUUUGGACAAGGAGGUGAUAUCAUUAUUUAGUAUAUACCAAAACAGUGGACAGUGUUUUAGUUUUUGUUUCAUCCGUGAUUCGUUGGCACGGGACUUUAAACCGCCGGCUCAGGAGGACGGUUUCGUUGUGAGCGGAUUCACUAGUUUCGUGUGGACGGGAGGCCGAGUCGUCAGGGGCGUAGCCAGCUUUUCGACUAGUUGUAGGCCUGCACGGUCCUCACCAACACUUUGUCCUCCUAUGCUUUUUAGUUCACCCUCCAAAAGCAUAAUUUAUAACAAGAGGUAGAGUGAUCAAACCAAAAAUUUGUAGGCCAGGGCCUACAGGUUUAUAGGCUGGCUACGCCCCUGCUCGUGUAAAAAAGUGUGUGGUUUUAAAAAUAUCUGGAUUCGUGCGGACGUAGGCUUAGGAAGCUCUCGUCAAUUUCAGUAACCUGUUGAGGAAGUGUCCAAGAAAACGUUUCACGCUUCCUUUGGUAAAAUAAGUAAACAAUAAAAACACAGUAAAAAGAUCUCGUCCGCUCCCGCAAAUUUACACGCCUUAAAAACAGGUAGAAAUGCAAAGGUGUCUAUUUUUUUUUCAGAUAACUUGGAAACUACGCCUUCGCUUCCUACCACGGGGAUUUCAACAUCCAGCAUUGCUUUUACAGAGAUUUCAUCUAGUACUAGCUCCAACGAUUUUACGCCCACCACGGGAUAUAGUUCACAGGCCACUUCCGCUUCACCAACGACGCGCAUUCAAGAAAACUAUCUCACACUACAAGAUGGUGUACCACUCAGAAAUACCUAUACAUCCGGCGACAUUCUGUACAACGUAACACUUAAGUUUGGUAUCAAGGCAGGAAAGUUUAGCGACAAAGGGAAAGUUGGAAAUAUGUCUGACUGCAUAAAAGCCUGCGGUAAAAUGGAAACCUGUAGUCUGGCGUUUAUGCUCGGAAAGCAGUGCUUCGCUGUGUCGUGUUAUGACGAUGCGCUGUGUCUAACAAAGCCAGCGUAUUCACCGUUUUACAAACCGCAAAUUGCUUUCGUAAAACACACAAAGGAAAUUUUCAUUGGUAAGUAGACAACCAAACUACGUUAUGCAUGAUCCCAUUACCAAGGGCAUUCUUGACUUUAAAGACACAGAUGGCCUCAGGUGUUGCUUAGUACAGCAGCACUUUCGUUUCAAAACUUCAGUGACAUUAGAUUUAAGAGUAUUAUCACUCGUAGCAAACAUCUUACUUUGGGCGCCGAACGUAGCGUAACGGCCAGUAGCAUACACUUUAACGUUACAUUUAAAAUUACAGUGGCUCAUCAUGUUUUUUUUUUUUGUGGUGAUGUGGCCACGCUUAAAUAAAACCGCCAGCGACAAUUGCUGAUGGUACUGUACGUUGCCGGUUUUCCUGUUUAAGUGCCUUGUUGUCUUAAGUUAGGACUUUCUUGCCAAAGACUUUCAAGCUUGUAAGGUAUGGCCAGUACCUUACGCAUGCGCACGGCCAUAUCACCCGGGCAGUGACAGCCGUGGACAGCUGUUUCGUCCUCAUUUGCUACGGCGAAGGGUUGCCGUUGCGAUCUCUGACCCUGCGCCAGCUCCACCGUAUAAAUGUGGUAGCUGUUGGCUGGGAACUGCCAAAACAGCUCUCGACAUGCGUAUGGAACCGGGAUCAGCUGUCUAGCCGAUUGGUGUACCACAAACCUGUAAACGUGUGACCUGUUUCCUUACCGCUUAUUUAUUUUCAGCCAAUGCUUCAAAGGGGGCACUGUCAGAUUUCAGCCAGUGUCGCACGAGUAUAGUUCAUAAUGACGUCACUUUGGUGGGAGGAAUAAACGCUGGAAAAUUUACCGAUCUCGGAGACGCGGAAAACAUGACCAUAUGCAGUCAGCGGUGCUGUUUCAAGGACGCAUGCGAUGUUGCAUUUAUGCUGGAGGGCGAAUGUUAUGGAGUCAAAUGUAUAAAUGAAUCGUUGUGUGAAACGCGCCCAGCCAGAAAUCCCGCGAGAUAUAACCCCAAAAUUGUUUAUGUCUACCACGACAGGAAGAAAGACGAAGGUAAGCGCGCAGGUAUCGUUUUGUUACUAUAGCAGGCCUUUUGAACCACUGAAGAUAGAAGACUCUUUGAAACAUAAUCGGGAAUGACGAAACGUAUAAUUUUAAAGAAUGCAUCUACUGCAAGAAAGUUUAGCUUACGUAUUAAGUUUAAGCCAAAAUUUGUGUCAACAUCUCUUUCGUUGUCGUGCAAACAUCACAAGUUUGUACCUACUCGUACCAAACUGUUUAAUGGACUCCCUCUCUCCCUGCUGAAGGAAAGGAUCAGUAUGAAUUUGACCUUGCCUUACCUUACCUUAUCAACAGAGUAGUUAAAACCGAAUCUUUGAAUUUCAAUUCCCCAUCGCCGAAGCAACAUACAGGUUCUCUAGAAACUGCUCCUUCAUUCCUUUAAAAGAACUGUUAUAUUUUGCUGUGCUUUUGCUUGGUAUACUGACAAGACAUUUUAAAAACCAACAGCGCCAAACCAACCAAAACUGAAGGCUCUCAUUAAAAUGAUCGACCGCUUACUGAACUCACUGACCGAAAAGCCACAAAAACAAAGUACGGCAGACUCCACACUGAGGAAUAAGAACAAAGACGUUAACACGGCUGAUGUGUCCGUGCACUCUGACGAGGGUAGUAACCUUAAAAAUGACUUGGGACUUGAGACGAAACUGCAGGUCAACGAUAAACAGCCACUCAGUAGAAAUAUAGACGAAAAUUUCUCGACUGACAUUUUUACUCCAACAACGCCACUUAUGCGCUAUGAGAAGUUGGUAGGAAAAAUGUUGGAUGGCCGUAUGAAUGUUUACGCUCUUCCUUUUCUCUUCAAUGGAGAUCAGGGCGAGGGACGUCGAUACAAGUCGUAUAUGACGCCAUUGCCAUCCAAAAGCUUGAACAAUCUCCAAGGUUUCUAUGUUCCAACUCCUCAAAACUUAAACCUGCCCUUUAGACCACACGAAAUUGAUCAUAGAAUGUUCCCUAAUACUCCCUAUCCAAUAAGGGAUUCCCAGCGUUUGAGUGGCUUUUCGCCCACUGCUACACGUGUUAACUUGCGUGACAAGGAUCUGCAAAGACUCCUUCAAGAAUGGCGUCGAGAAAACAAUAAUAAACAUAACAGAGAAUGGAGAGAUGACGAAGAGGGAGAAGCUUUAGCUAGCUACUACGACGCUACGGACAACGAUCUGCUUUCACUGAGUACGACAGACUUAAACCGAUUUUCAAAGUACUUGAAGUUACGUUUAAGUCAAAGCCAAGGCUCUUACAAACCUCAAGACGUUUUCACUAACCAGUUUCCAUUUCGUGCUUCCAAAAAUACGAAUUCCCAGGGGAUAAAUUCUUUCUGGGAUAUCUCUUCUGCAGCUUCUUCGCAACAGAAAAGUGUCUGCUGGGAUGGGGAGGUGUUACACAAUUAUACUUUGGUUGGAGGUAUCAACGCUGGCACGUUUACUGACAACGGAAAAGCAAGUAACAUGGACAUAUGUAUGCAGUUUUGUUGCAAGCGAGACACCUGUGACCUGGCAUUUAUGAUUGAGGAUGACUGCUAUUCAGUGGCUUGUAACAGGAAUGGCGCUUGUGAGCCAAGAAAAGCCAGACCCACCCAUUAUCUGCCGAGAAUAGCCAUAAGGAAAAAACCACAAGGUGAGGUAUUCCCUUUUGAAGAACUUUGUCACGUGCUUGGAUACCACUUAGCAACGUAGACGCUAGACGUUUGAUACUUUUCUGAUUGAAUUUAGCGAAUCUUUGUUCUUUUUUACUAGGGAAUUCUAACGUUAAUGUUCCCUCAUCCACGGCUCCUACAUCAUCGUCAACACUGACACCAACACUCUUUCUGUCAUCAUCUCCAACUCCUGCAACGUCUUCACCGACCAUCACCCACUCCAUUCCUGAAGGUCAUCAAAGUAGGUUUUUCUAUCUUUCUUAGUUUUGAAUUGGGCGCAGUUCUAAUUGCGUCUCUUAUCGAACUUCUCUCCGUUUUCGACACUACUUUGUUUUGGUCGAGAAUUCAGGUAUUUAGUACUCUGUUUUGAACUUUGCUAAAUAACUUGAGUAAUAAUGCAGAGAAGUCAUUUCUCCACUAUCUUUUCCUGUUGAACGCAUUUUUUUUAUUUGUAAUCAUGUACUUGUAUUUAGAUACACGUUGGAACAAGCUUGACAUUUAAGAAAAAUCGAACUAUACUAGUAAGCCAAAUGUCGUAGACAAGGGGCAAAAGUUAAAAGUAGUAAUGAAAAGUUGUCUGUAGGCAAAAUACCUCCGGAAGAGCUUGCUAGCAGGCUAAAAUAAAAAUAACCGUUCUUUGCAAUCUUUUUUCAUCCUGCUGGCACGUGAAAUGUUUAUAUCUGUGCCAUGGGCAGUUCUGACUUGUUUUGCUUAUGAUCGAGAGGAAAAAUGGUGCAGUUUCCGUUGACUAGUUUCUUGCAAAACAUUAGGGCCAAUCAAACACACAUGCUGCGAAUACCGAUAUCAGUAUUUUCACGAAAAUUUUGAUUGUGCCGUAAAGUUAUAAUGCUUUCAUGACUGGUGCGUCUCUUUCUUUCAAUCAGCUGAUUCCUCUGUUAAAGUUGCCCACUCAUGCGAUUCUUCACCCAUCGAGUACAACGUGACGCUUAAGAUGGGGCUUCACUCUGGAGAAUUCCAAAAGAUUGGUAAAGUGGAAUCCAUGGACGACUGUAUAGAAAUGAGCUGUAGGCAACCCAACAGUGAUGUGGCUUUCAUGUUAGGCAGCAUCUGCUUUGCGGUGCACUGUUACAGCGCCGAUCUUUGCAAAACCGUUCCUAUUUUUGGAUCAAGUAUCUCUCGAUUGAAUUUGAAUCCAGCCAUUUCGUUCCUCAGGAAGAAAUCUCGUUUUAGAACAAAUUCUCUUGGUAAGUGAUGUGUUUGAUAACCAAGGGUUUAUUUCUGGAUGAUGUAGACAUUUCAGGGUAGGCUUUCUAUCUAAAAUAAAGCUUUUGUCAAAUAGUACUGUGGUUUAUACACCUGCAACUAACUUUUUAAUCACUCGACGUCCUCACUUUUAUGGACGCACGAUCCAUACAUAUCAACACUUUGACUCUCAAAGGCUUUGGGGCUUUUAGAAUCCCGACAAGGAUUAAUCUGUUUAGCAUUUGUAUAGGUAAUAGCAUGAUUUGUAGUGAUAUUUGGCGUAAAUACCACGAGUGAUAUUUUAAAAUUGUUAUGCGUAAUUUCCCGAUUGAAAUUUGAGACAAUUUUGAAAUAUCACGAGUGUUAUUUAUGCCAAAUAUCACGUACAAAUCAUGCUAUUAUUUGUUUAUAUUACCCGCAAGAGGUUUGUAAUUUUCACAUGUAGGUAUUUCAAAAUAAGUUGAAAUAUCACUGCUCUAAGCCAAUCAAAUUGCAGCAAUUUCUCAUGUAGUAGUAUAAACUGGGUUUGAGUUUAUCAAUCUAUGAUCUGUUAUUAUACCUAGCUGUACAAAAUGAUGAAAUAUAUCAAGAUAGAUGUCGCGACAGCACAAUAACAUACAACGUAACACUACGUGGUGGCAUUGACGCAGGUAAGCGCAUACCCCCCCGGGGGAAUACUCAGCAGUUUUAUACUGGGGGAAGCUCCGCCCCGAGGUCCAACCCCUUCCCUUUUAUAUACCAUUUUUGACAGUUCAAUGUGUUGGUAACCGUUUCCCUGGUUGAGACCAGUACUAAUCAGUCCGCCUUAAAGGUGGAUUUCUACUGUCACGUUAUUUUUACUUGUGUAAGCGCGUAAAUUUUACGCGUGUAAAUAAAAUAGAGGCAAUGUAUGAAGUGUCGCGCGCAAAUAUUUUAUUUACGCGCGUAAAAUUUACGUGCGUACACACGUAGGAAUUUCGCGACAGUGGAAAUCCGGCGACUUUAGUGAGCUACGUCCAGUUAUAUCCAUUUGAGCACCACAUGACCAGACCUACCAGCAUCUUGUCCACGGCAGAAAAUUAACCAUGUAGUGGCGAACUGAUGGUGUCUACCCGUCAAAACGUAUAGGCCAGUUGUAGUUCCCUAAGCAUCACGUUAACGUCGGUAUCUGUAUCCAGAAAUAAUUUCUUUAUGAUAUCGUUAAUAUUGUUUAUAAUAAUAUUUCAGGGAACUUCACAGAAAGGGCUGGAACACUAACAAUGCGAGACUGUAUUGGAAAAUGCUGCGAUGACAAAUCGUGUGACUUAGCGUUCAUGUUUGGUGACAGCUGUUACUCAGUGGAAUGCCGGAAUGAAAAAUUGUGCCAGGCUGUUUUAGCAAAGCCAUCACGUCUCGAACCCAAGAUUUCUUAUAUAACCAGAGGAUAUUUCGAUGAUAAGGACAAGGGUAUGAACACCUAUUCCAAUUUUAAAUAAAGAUACCGUAAAAUUCCGAAAAUAAGCCCCGGGGCUUAUAUUUUACAAAGGCCCUUUUUGAGGGGCUUAUUUUUGGAGGGGCUUAUAUUCGGAGGGGCUUAUCUACGGAGGGAAAUUUGCGUUUCAAAAUCGAUUGAGCUAGCCUUGUGUUGGAAGGAAAUUUACCGUUUUGGCUUUGUUUUACUUUGUAUUUGAGGGCAACACAGGGCUUAUAUUUAGAGGGCGACUUAACCGUUACUGGUUUGGGGGCUUAUAUUUUUUAUGGAACUUAUUUUCGGAAUUUUACGGUAUGAUCGUCGCAGUGGUAAUUGCAAUUUUAGCAAUUGCAAAUUAACCCGAAAAAAUUUCGGGACUUCGACGGGAUUCGAGCCCAUGGCCUUUGCGUUAGCGCUCCAGUACUCUACCAACUGAGCUACAAAGACCCAUACAUUUGGAGCAGGCCAAUUUGUUGAGUUCAUCUUAACCCUUGAGAGCAAUGAAACAGAAUGAAGAUGGUGUUAACUGCGGAAUUCAAAUUUGAAAUGAAGAGGCCAUGGGUUCGAAUCCUCUUAAAGUGCCGAAAUUUUUUCCGUUUAAUUUGCAAUUGCUUAAAUGGCAAUUACUACUGUGACGAUCAUAUCUUCAUUUAAAUGUUGUAUUUCCGCAGUUCACAUAUCUUCAUUCUAUGUACCCAGUAUAAUUGCUGAAUAGGCUCGAUAUCAGGAGAAAUAAACAGAAAGACAUUGUUGUGAAAUCUGUAUUCAAGCCACCUGGAAAAUUGACCUCUCAGGCUACUAGCAAUUUGAAUUUUCAUGAAAAUAAAAUAGCGAAAUUUCUUUGAAAUGAAAGCAGUGGUUAAUACCAUCAACGUGAUACAACCAACUUUGACUCUGAAGAUGACUACCGCACAGAUUGUCAAAACGUCAGUCACUGUCAACAACAACAGUCCUAUUCAGGAUUACGCCGCUCCCGGACGAUCAUGCUUCACCCACUUAUAAAUUUGGUUUUGUUAAAAAAAAAAAAACGUUGUUCUCUUUGCGGGAUAGGUGAGGAAAUGUUUCAAGUUUCGUUGAACUUCCCUAGAUCGUUUCCAAGUGAUUUUAAUCGAUAAACUUUUUUUGCCCAGAAUGGUGCUUGGAGUGAAAAUUCUAGAAGCUUGGGGGAUAAGAAAAUUCUUUUCAUAUUUUAAAAUCCAUCUUUCACUGAAUUACUUUACUCACCUCUUUAUCUUAUUUACUAAAAUUCUAAUCCCUUUUAGGGACUAUGUUCUCUGCAAGUGAUCAAACACCGACCUGCCGAGCAGAUCAAAAAUCUCGCUCAGCAGUAAUCAGUAACAAGACUUUGGUAGGAGGAUUGGAAGCAGGAAAGUUCACUUUUGUUGGAGUUGUGAGGUAUUAGUUUUUCCCAAUACGGUGAACUCUCCCUCAGAUGGGCAUCUUUAAGGCCGGCAGUAUAUAUCCAUCUUAGAGAGAUGUACUCCGUUUUAUAGAGAGUCACAUUGAAAUAAAGGGAGUAAAGAAAGGCAGGGACCAACUCUAGGUGUCCGUUUUAUAGAGAGUCAAAUAAAGGGAGUAAAGAAAGGCAGGGACCAACUUUAAGUGUCCAUUAAAAGAGAGUCGACUGCACUCCAGGCGUGCGCCUCAGAUACCUCAGACUAUAUCGGCCCGCGGCCCCUUGCGUCAGCUCUUGGAACAGUCAAAUAUUACGCUCUCGAGUAAGAAUUUCCUAGCUGCAUGUUCCAACAUAACAUUAGUUUAGGCACGCGCACCUUUUCCUUGGCUAUAACACCAGAAGCCGUGAUUUGCUGCGCCCUCCCUUCGCAAAAACUACUAAAUACCAAGGUAGCUUCAGAAUAAACGGUGCUUGGACCUACAACACCCUACCGAGAAUUAUGAGACGAGUAGAGACGCUCAACGAAUUUAAAAUCAAGCUAAAUUGCCAUAUUAAACAGUAACGCCUGCGGUACAUGUUGCCUGUGUAACUUAAUCAAUUUUCUAGUUUUAAUGUCUUUGUUUUUGUGUUGUGUCAGGGCACCAUUUAAACUAGCUCUGCUAUAAAUUGGAUGCCCCUGGAUGAAUACUGAUUUAAAAAAAAAAUGAUCGCAUCCACUUUUAUAAUUGUAUUCAUCCGCAGUUCAAAUAAAGUCGAGCCUCUCUUAACGAACACCUCUGUAAAACGGACACCUAGAGUUUGUUCCUGCCUUUCUUUACUCCUUUUAUUCGACUCAAAGACGCACGGUUAGUAUUGGUCCCAUUUAAGGUGUCCGUCUUAUAGAGAGUUCAUACAUUCUGAGUCAUAACAUUGGGAAGAUUAAGCGCACCAUGGUUUCUCGUGUUCGGCCAAUAAUCCGAGCGACAUGUGAGCACAAGAAUGCUUCGAGAUGGGUCAUUUGUAACUUGCCUCAAAACCUGUUUAUCUUUCGGAGCUCUUUUCACUGCUGUGCUAUGUUAUUUUUUGGUAUUAUUUUUUGUCAGGAAGGAAAAUCCUACAAAAUUAUCAUUGGUGUCACCUUUGUUUAUCGCUUGCUUCAUGAGUCGCUCUGAUAUACUUGCGAUCAGCAAAAAGUCAAUUUACUUCUUGAGGCAAACAAAUGAAAAAAUAAAAUAAAUAACGAUUUGCAGGUAGCACAUCCACAUAGUGGUUCUUCGUCUCCCUGAUUCCUGGUCGAAUUGGAAUUUGGAAAUGUUGGUUUUUGAGGAGAGGGGAAAACCGGAGUACCCGGAGAAAAACCUCUCGGAACAAGGGAGAGAACAAACAACAAACUCAACCCACAUAUGGCGUCGACGCCGGGAUUUGAACCCGGGCCACCAUGGUGGGAAGCGAGCGCUCUCACCACUACGCCACCCUUGCUCCCCAAGGGCCAUCAUAUUCAAACCAGGAAGCUAAAACAUGCUACCUUACCUGUCGGUCGAUGUUAAGUUCCGGUCUUCAUUUCCCUCUUUCUCGGCAAGUUCAGAAGAUAAGAGAUAUUUAGUUCGGCGCAUGCAGAUAUUCUCCAAAUAGCAGAUGUCGUCCGUCGAUUUGGAUUCUUGCUUUUCUUGGUACGUUUUCAGGCAGAAGUUCGACUGUUUCUUCUGCGCGAAACGUGUGAGAUGUACCGCCAUAUCGUACUGCUCCACCAAAAAAACGCAACCUCGUUCCAGGGCUUAUAGAUUGGCGUCCAUUUUUCUGUUACAAAAAUCAUCUUAAGAUUCAGGGAACUCGUAACUAAUUUUUCAAAACAAUAAUGGUUCCAAAAAAAACGUCAAGAGCCCUGUUAUCUUGAAGAAUUAUCCGUGGGAUAUUUGAGCUAAUCAGAAACGGAGAAAUAUUUUGAGUGAAUAAUAAUCACUUUUAUUUGUUUACCCCAGUGACAUGGACAUGUGUAUGGAUCGAUGCUGUGCUCAGCGAGGUUGUAAUGUAGCUUACAUGGUGGACAGUAACUGCUUCUCUGUUUCCUGCUUCUCCCCAACUUUGUGUAAAAUAAGUGACGUACCCUCUUCAAAUGGAGACGUCAAGAUUUCCACUAUUAUGAAUAGUACUGCAGGAAGACAUUCCGAAAAAAGUGAGUAUACGGAAAAGGCCUUGCCCCAUACCUGGUAACCUACAUUUUUUCAAAGCUUGUCGUUGUUUUGAUGUGUUUCUUUGUCCUUUAUUUAAAAGAAUCAAUGAUAAGACAUGUUUAACCACCUAGAGAAUUACGAUUGUAAGAAAAAUUCAACGUUAUGCGUGCUUGAUAAUCUUUAACAGAAUAGAGAGUCUUAUGAAUAACUUUCUGUUGCUCUGAUAAGUGUCUUUUAAAAGCCAUAUAGGAACUAGUUUUAUAAAUCCAUUUGUUCUUUUCGCAUUUGUCAAGUAUAACACACCUGACUUCGUCUGUUGGUUAAAAACAUCAUAAAACACUCCUGUUCGUUUUUUAACUUUGCACAACUUAACAUAAACAGCUGUGCGGUGUGCUUGAGGUGCUUUGCGCUAUUCCAGUGCUACAGGGGCGUGGCUAGGGGGGUGGGGGCCUGGGGUGCUUCCUCACUCCCUUGUGAGAGGCAUCCUUUUCCUUUUAUUUCCUGAAAAUGCUAGAAAGGUGGCUAAAAGCCACUGUCUUUGAAUGACGAUAUCUCGGCAUCACACCGCUCAUCUGAAUAUUUUUCACUCUUUUUGUAAACAGCAUUGAUGUCUAUGAAAAAUGACUACAAUAAGUCACCCCCGCCCCGCACCCCUUCACCUUAAAAUAUCCUAGCUACCCACCUGAGGUAACUUUGACAAUGACGAUCUUUUUAGAUUCCAUGAUAGUCUACGUAAUAAUUGGCGUUGUGGGAUUCGCGGCAGGAGCUGGAGGGAUUCUCUGGGCAGUUUGUAUGUUCAUUCGGAGGUAG